CGGAGAACGGACCAAACUGCCGUAAGACCUCGUGCGGCCCCCGCGGAGUAAGCCGUUCCCCCCGGCUGGCAAAGGUGUUCGCUCCCCGGACAUAGUCGCGAACCACUUAGCUAACAGCUAGCUAGCUAAGUGCCGUUGAGUUGAGUUGGCAACCGAACAAUUGCGAGAAGGCGAUGACAAGAGUCAGUUGAACAUCCUGAAGAAACGGCGCGUGGCAGAUCUUUUGUCUCAUUAUAUUCCAGAAGAUGAAGCAGCUCUUAUGAAAAAUGGAAGAUACACGUGCCUCGUGUGCUCCUACCGUCCCGUGUUUGAUACAGUUGAUACGUUGACAGUCCACAGAAACGGGAAGAAGCAUCUAGAAGGAUUAAAAGCAUUCUAUGGCAAGAAAGCACGGUUGAAGAAUGAAGUGACAAAAAGGCACCACGAAAACUAUGUCCAGACUGAAGACUCAAAACAGGAGCCCUCGUGUUCAGCCCCAUUACUGGCCCAAACACGGAAGCUGACACAUCACGCCUUAUUGAAGACUGUACCAUACAACAGCUGCCAUACUAAAACCAGUACAAAAUCUGGAGAAGGAGCCCUGAGAAUCGGCUCAGAUUCCAGUGACAACUCUUUCAGCAAAACAGCAUCCGGACCAGAAAAAGCAUGCCGGAAAACUGAAGUUACAAACAGUUCAUCACAAAGCACAUUAGGUGGCUGCACAGCAGCCAGUGAAGGGUCACAGGCAGACAUUAAGGCGGAGGCAGUGACACGGGAGGCAGAGCCCAUGACAGCGCAGAGGAGGAGGGAGCUGGAGCAUUACCUCAAACUCAAAAGUGACGGGUGGUUGCCAGACCGAAGCGGCCAGUGGGUGAGGGACGAGAAUGUGGAGUUUGAUUCAGAUGAGGAGGAGCCUACUUCGUUUGACCCUCAACCUCCAAGUCACUAAGACAACUAAGAACUGUGGGAAAACACAGAUGAACUUGUUCCACAUUGGUACAUUCAGAGGCCGGAGCACCACGUGCAAGGACUCCAUUAAAGAGUUAUUGUACUAUUCAUCAACCUUACAUUGAGUUCCAUGGUUUAUCUGUGCUCAUUCUCCAGAACAUAUGUACUCCUAAAUCCCUGCUGGUCACCAGUGAUCACCAGCUGCAGCUUUUGAUGCUUUUAUUUUACCAGGAAACUCACAAUUUAAGAAUGUGUAAUUUCCACUUGCAAACAAUUUACAGAAUUAGACAGAAAAAAAACAAAAGCCCUUUUGUUUUGUUUUAUAUCAAAUUCCUGUCACUCUUAAGUUGCUGACAAUGUUUGCUACUGGUUUUGUUACUACAGUAACAUAAAGCAGAUUUUUAAUAAUUAAGAUUUCAAGAGAAUACAAUUUUGUGAACCAAGGCUCUUCUGGCACUGGCGGUGGGUUUUUUCUCAGUUCAAAAGGAUAAUUGUGGUUCAUGAUUAUUUAGGGCAGUAGUUUCAUAUUUCAUUCAGAUGAUCGAAACCACUUUAUAUGGAGCUAAACAUUGAAAGUGAGCACAUCCAUAUUGAGUCAACUAUGGCAAAAGCCAGUAGGUCAAAGUUGAAUUGGGAAGCCAGUCAGUAAACUGUUGUGGACGUUUGCGACGGAUAGUUGGGUAAUAAUUAUUAAACCUGUUGCCUACAUUUUCAAUUCGAAAUAAGUUUUGCCAACGCUGUGGUUUGUUCACAAUCUGUCUGUCUGAUUGCAUGUUUCUUGCCCUGUCUGACAUCUUUUAGUAAUAUUGCCAUGUUUCCGGAUCUCAGCUUUUGACUUGGCACAGUGUGACUGUAAAACAGUGUUAACAAACUGACUUGACCAACACCAGCCUUACACCUUGUUCAUGGGCCCUUAAGGUUCACAAGAGCAGAACUGAAAGCUUGAAACACUUGUCUUUUCAUCUAAAUGUCUCUUAAAACUAGGGAUGUAACGAUUACGGGUGUAACGGUAAACCACGAUAACAAUGUUGACGAUAAUAAUUACCGUGUAUUUAAUCCUUCCCAGCUACAUCCGCGUGUCCCAAAGUUGCCGUGCAGGCGCACUGCGUAGCCUACAACGUGCGUUUCGUGAAGGUGGAAUCAUGGCGGGAGGAGAUGACAGCACUCAGGACAUUUAUCAGCACUCUAAGAGGACUAAGUCAGAAGCAUGGACAUGUUUAGGUUAUUAUAAGAAUACCGAAGGACAGUUGAUUGAAGAUAGUUAUCCUGAAAAAAGUUGCUGUUAAAGGCAUACAACGUUCACAAAACCUCUGACGCAAAUCAGAAAACAAAAAUACAAACGAAACAACAUGGCUCAUACUACUGUCAUAGCAUGCAUGGUGCCCAGCAUUACAAUCUAAAAAUAUAGCCGUGUUGUAACGAUGCAACAACAAUCUGAGGGGAGAGAAACCUUUGGAAUAGAGCGUGGCGAGGCGGCACUUUUAUUCACUUUAAGAGGCCAAAUGUUGGUGAUGCAAAAUGUGACCUUUAGAGGUCUAAAAGUCAGCUUUCUUCUUAUUACUUGGUGGCCUUGUCAAACUUAACAUUACAUCUGAGAACCUCAGAGAAAUGGAACAGGUUCAAGACAUGGUCGGGGGGGGGGGGGGCGGGGUGUAGUGUAGGAACCCCAGCAAUGCUGUCAACAUCCUCAGAGGUUAGCAGCUGUCUCUGUUCAUAAAUCUCUGUGGGUGCCCACCGGUGUAACCCUCUUCAAAUUGGGUUAUAUUUGAACAAGGUAACUCAAGCCAGUGGACUAGGUUACAAUUUCCCAUCAGGGGUGUGGGGGGGGGGGGGGUAAAAAUAGCUCAGGUGCUUGAGGGAAGUCAGAGGAUCAGGACAGAUUAAAGGGCCAUGAUUCUUAAUAUGAAGAGUUCAAACCCCAAAAUGCUGCAGUACAUGUCAAUCUAUGAUAUCCUGCAGAGUUGCUGUCAUAUUGUGAACGUGUCGUUUGAAAUCCUGUGUGUCCGGUAUCCCUAAUGCAAAUUAAUAUUACACGAUUAAAUGUCCAUCUGAGCUUCUGCAAAAUGAUUCUGUGCAGCUCCAGCUGGGGACGUUCAAAUGCACCAAAGUAUGUGCUUCUUUGGUGCAUUUGAACUAAUAUUCAUUAAGAAUGAUAUUCACAUAUCCAAUAUAAAUGUGCGAUGUUCAGAUAAGGUGUGGAUACAAUACAAAUUAAAAUUACCAAGCAUUUACAAAAAAAAUAAUACUUGAAUACAUUCUUUUAUUUAAAGUAUUUACAGUUUUUUUUUUCUCCCACAAGAUAGCACCACAUUAAAAAUGUUUUCAUGAAUGAAAAUGAAAUUUUAUGAAAGUGUUUUUUGGUUUGGGAUGAUGUUGGCGGUGUUCAAACUAAAAAGCACAAAAAAAAUAAGACACUUCACAUUUUGCUUGUGACCUAUACAUGGCUUUAUGAUGAAUACAGCAGUCUACAA
Etheostoma spectabile (orangethroat darter) is the source of this 3398-nucleotide messenger RNA. It is a transcript of the gene scnm1, whose product is annotated as sodium channel modifier 1. NCBI's taxonomy places the organism in Eukaryota, Metazoa, Chordata, Actinopteri, Perciformes, Percidae. Gene Ontology annotation, biological process: RNA splicing. The record is from RefSeq and is a predicted model, not a curated record. Bases 260 to 928 code for a protein of 222 amino acids. The transcript has 9 exons. Gene Ontology annotation, cellular component: nucleus.